This is a messenger RNA of Syngnathus acus (greater pipefish), 1601 nucleotides long. RefSeq names its product transgelin 3b (gene tagln3b). Bases 558 to 1157 code for a protein of 199 amino acids. The transcript has 5 exons. NCBI's taxonomy places the organism in Eukaryota, Metazoa, Chordata, Actinopteri, Syngnathiformes, Syngnathidae. The record is from RefSeq and is a predicted model, not a curated record. Gene Ontology annotation, molecular function: protein binding.
UAAAAAUGCUCCACAGGUUCUCCAUAGGAUUUAGGUCGGGAGUCGAAAGUCAAACCUCAACACCGUGAAGCAAAAUGUGCUGAUAAUGAGCUGAUUUAAAUUGAGGUGCAAAAUGCACGUCAUCCUUUACGACUACAGUUUUUUUUUUAAUUGUUAUUAUUUUUAUUUAUUUUUUACAUCACAUCACAUCGGGUUGAAAAUUCUGCAGCAGCCCAUUCAUGUUUUCGCUUGGGUCAAAAUGCACAAUAGGGGCGAAACAAUCAAUAAGCGCAUCAAUAGUGAUGCUUCCAGUAGCUGCAAAGACUGCUGGCCGCGUUAGCCCCCCCCCUCCCUCCGUCCCGAGUAUACAUAAAAAGGCGUGUCCUCCCCCCCCCUACCUCCCACACACAAGUGAGAUUGAGCGCCCCACACGCGCUUCUGAAUGCCCUUCAUGGAUGCUCCAGGACUCCGGCAUCCUCCGUGGAAUUGACACGCUGUUGUGACGAGGUGGGACGUGACCACGCAACAGCUUCUCGAAUUGUCGUCAUCGCCAGGUGAAACAUCUGGGAAGUGUUGCCAUGGCAAACAGAGGCCCCACUUAUGGCCUGAGCCGAGAGGUGCAAGAAAAGAUCGAGCAGAAAUACGACCCGGACCUGGAGCAGCGGCUCGUCGACUGGAUCGUGGCCCAGUGCGCCGGCAGCGUGGAGAAGCCGCCGGCGGGCAGGGAGGCCUUCCAGAAAUGGCUCAUGGAUGGGACGGUCCUGUGUCGGCUCAUCAACAGCCUUUAUCCUAAAGACAAGGAGCCGGUCAGGAAGAUUUCAGAAUCCCAGAUGGCCUUCAAGCAAAUGGAGAAAAUAUCUCAGUUCCUGCAAGCUGCCGAAGCCUACGGGGUCACCAAAACGGAUAUCUUCCAAACAGUGGACCUCUGGGAAGGGAAGGAUAUGGCUGCGGUGCAAAGGACCCUGAUGGCGUUGGGCAGCGUGGCCGUCACCAAUAACGACGGCCUCUACAAAGGCGACCCAGACUGGUUCCACAGGAAAGCACAGGGCUAUCGGCGGGAGUUCACCGAGGAGCAGCUGCGCCAGGGCCAGAGUCUGAUCAGCCUUCAGAUGGGCAGCAAUCGCGGAGCGUCUCAGUCGGGCAUGACGGGCUACGGUAUGCACCGUCAGAUCAUGUAGAAGACCGGCCGGCCUCGCUUCCUCCACCCUGUGUAACGUAGCCUCUUCUGCCUUCUGCUAACCGAACCUAACCUCCCUGAAACUGCUGCUUUCUUCUCCUCUUUGUGUCUUCCAUUCUGCCGCGCCGCUGUCACUUCCACUUUACGACUUGACGUGCGACUCCUAAGUCCCCCAAUGUAACCCAGCUGACAUAUGAUGAAAAUGUCAGACAAGCCAUGAGUGUUGAUGGAUGCUGCGAAAAAGGCAUGUGUCUUUGAAUGGCAUUAACCACGGUUGUUGCUUUAUUAUGCCAUCGAUCGUGUGCUCAGUCGGCCUCACGUCGUGCCUGGUUUAGAAAAUAAUAAAACACAUGAAUAGAAUGUUAGUGUGCUUGUGUAUAGAAAAUCAUCAACUGAUUUUUUUUCCCCCUGAUUUUAAUAAAGUAAUCCACAAUGGUUUAAAAAA